Molecule: messenger RNA, 2550 nt
Organism: Rotaria sp. Silwood1
Lineage: Eukaryota; Metazoa; Rotifera; Eurotatoria; Philodinida; Philodinidae
Source: the annotation of a GenBank genome assembly
AUGCCGUCAAUAUUCGGCAAAAGUCAUCUUUAUCGUUAUGAUAUUCAAGGUGGUGCCAAAAGUCAUUAUCUUGUUUUUGUUCAUUUACCUUGUUUACAAACACAUCUUAAACAUUUAUAUCAUUUAUCAAUAUUACCAUUUAAUGAAUAUGAACAACAAACUAUUGAAUGUUUAAUGAAUUAUAAUAGUUUAACACGUGAUUGUAUUAAUUAUCUUUUACAACGACUACAUAUACGAGAUGAUAAAAUUUCAAAUUGUUUUGGUUUAUCAUAUUUUAAUAAAAUAAAUAAACAAUCUUAUUGGCUUGAUCCUAAUGUAUCAAUGAGACAACAAAUUCCAAAAUCAGAAUUAAAACCAAAUUUAACAUUUACAAUGUUACUCUAUCCACCGGUGCCAUAUACAAUAACGGAUGAAAAAGCUCGACUUAUUCUCUAUCAACAAAUUUUUUGUAAUUUUAUUUCAUCAAUUUAUAUUAUACCAACAAAUCUUAUUGAAACACUAUCAGCUUAUUUUCUUCGAGGUUGUUUUGAAAAUAAAUUCAAUGCUGAUAAAAAUCGUGAUAUUCUUCAAUUGAUUAUAGCAGCUGUUGGCCUUUCAGAAGAAAAUACUGAUGGAAUAAAAGAAAAAAUUGUUGAAUUAUAUCGUGAUUUAAAUGAACUUGAUAAACGAUCGGCACAAAACCAAUUUGUUCAUCGAAUAUCACAAAUAAAUACAUAUGGAAUGACACAUUUUGAAAUAAAGAAUGCACUUAAUGAAGCAAUUUGUCUUGGACUUAAUCAUCAUGGUAUUCAUUCUCGUUCAUUACUACGAAAUGAAUUUAAACUUGAAGCUUGUUGGCAUAAUAUAACAUCAAUACUAUCGAAUAAACAACGUCAAAUAACUAUAACAAUAAAAAAUGGCAAUAUGAAUACUCAUACACUUAUCUAUUAUACAGAUUCAACAAAUUAUAAUCGUUAUUGUCUUCGUCUUCUUCUAUUAUUUUCAAAUCAUUUUUCUCAAUAUGUACCAAAUGAAUCUGAACACAUUCCAAAAUUAGAAACAUUACCAAUAAGAAAAAAAUGUUUAGUACAUGGUGCUAGUGUACCAGAUCUUCGUUCUGAUGGUGAAUCAUUAAGUAAUACACCACCAUCGGCUUCAUCAUCAACACGUUCAUCAAAUAAUAGUUCAAAUAUGUGGACGGGUAGUUUACCAAAUUUAACUAUACAAUUAACAACUCGACAACAAACGAAUGAAAUAUAUAAAAAAAAGAAUGAUCCAUAUGCAACAUUUUCUGAUAAUCUUAAUCAUAUUGAUGAACAAGAAACAAUUUCUUCAAUACCAAAAAAGGAAGUAACAUUACGACAUUCAUUACCAAUUUCAUAUCAAUCUCAAUCAUCGAUGAAUAAUAAAUUAUCUCAUCGUUCUUUGUUCAUGUCUACUACCAGUAUUGGUUUAUCAUGUUCUCUUGCUAAAUUUGAUAAAACUUCUAUAUCACCAUCGAUGAUAAAUAUUUCGAAAAUAUCUUCAUCAAUUAAUCUUUCACCAUGUUUUUCAUGUGAAUGUCUUCAUCGAGGUGAUAAAGAUUUACUUCUACAAUCACCUUCGAAUCUAUCAACAAUAACAACAAAUAGUCGAUCAUUAUUGAAUUCAAGAACAUAUCUUUCAUCAACAUCAGUACCACUUGAAGUUGAUACUAUUAGUGUUCAUAAUGAUGAUGCUCCAACAGAUAUUUGGUUAGCCGAUUUUGAAUCGAAAUUAGCCAAUAAUAUUGUUUAUGAUGAAUUUGAUUCUAUUCCACUUGCUCGUAUUAAUGGUUCAAUUCAAGAUGGACGUUUAGCUGAAAAUACUCGUCGUAAUCGAUAUGUUGAUGUUAUACCAUAUAAUGAUACACGUGUUCGAUUAAUUCCAACAAAAGAUAAUUUACAUGGUUAUAUUAAUGCAUCACAUGUUAAAAUUCGUAUUGAAAAUACAAUUUAUUCGUAUAUAGCAGCUGAAUCUCCAUUAUCAUUAACAGUACAUGAUUUUUGGCGAAUGAUAUCUGGUAGUAAUAUACAUGUUAUUGUUAUGUUAAUUGGUAAUGAUCCACAAAUAUGUGCAAAUUAUUUUCCAAGAAAUAAAAAUGAAAAAUGUCGAACAGAUGAAUAUGAAAUAGAAUUAAUAUCUGAACAAAAUCGACAAGAUUUUCAUAUUCGUCAUUUACAAAUGAAACUUAUUAAUGGACAACGAACACGAACUAUUGUUCAUUUACAAUAUAUUGCUUGGGAUGAAGCACAAUUACCACUUGAUACAAAAUCAUUUAUUGAUUUUAUUAAUGUAGCAAAUAGUUUUCGAAGACAUUAUGGUGAAACAAAUCCAUGUCUUGUUCAUUGUACUGCUGGUAUUGGUCGUACUGGAAUAUUUAUUCUAAUACAUGUCAUGAUUCAAUGUAUCACAUUUAAUAAAAAAGUAAGUGUAGCAAGUGUACUAAAAGUAAUGCGUGAACAUCGAAUGUCACUUGUCGAUCGUACAUAUUCAUAUGUUUUUGUUUAUCGUUGUCUUAUUGAUUAUUUAAAAUCAUCUAGACUUAUCUAA